This is a messenger RNA of Fonsecaea multimorphosa CBS 102226, 945 nucleotides long. RefSeq lists its product as uncharacterized. The coding region runs from base 1 to 945 and encodes 314 amino acids. Gene Ontology annotation, cellular component: methionyl glutamyl tRNA synthetase complex. Lineage: Eukaryota; Fungi; Ascomycota; Eurotiomycetes; Chaetothyriales; Herpotrichiellaceae. Gene Ontology annotation, molecular function: tRNA binding. The transcript has a single exon. The record is from RefSeq and is a predicted model, not a curated record.
AUGACGUCCGAAGUGCCCUCGACUUCCUCCUCGUCAACCUCUGCUCCCGCACAGCACAAACCUCUGGUCGUUGGCCGUACCAAACCACAGUCUCCCGCCACCAUGGAUGCCUCAUCGAGUAGUGGCGGACCUGUAGACAAGGCUAUCCCCGCCGAGACCAAGGCGGCCCUCAACCACGAGAUCGCCGAGAACGUCAAAUCCAACACCUCAGCCCCGGCACCCGCAGACGAAACCGCGACCCCGUCCGCUGCUGGCAACAAAAAGAAGGAAAAGGCCCCCAAGCAGCCCAAGCAGCCGAAAGCCCCCGCCACGCCUGCAGCGCCCGUGUCGCCCGCCCUCAUCGACCUGCGAGUCGGCCACAUUCUUCGCGCAAUCGCACAUCCCAAUGCCGAUUCCCUCUACGUCUCCACCAUUGCCAUGGGCGACCCCGAAGGAACAGAACACACCCAAGUCGACGAGGAGAAAGGCAAAGUCGUGCGGACAGUAUGCUCAGGCUUGAAUGGCCUGGUGCCGCUGGAGGAAAUGCAAAACCGAAAAGUCGUGGUCGUGGCGAACCUGAAGCCGGUGAAUAUGCGCAGCAUCAAAUCCGCGGCCAUGGUUCUGGCUGCCUCCCCACCGGCGGAAGAGGGUGCAGACCCGCACGCGGCCGAUCGCGUUGUGGAGCUGGUCAAUCCUCCAGAGGGAAGCGAAGCAGGCGACAAAGUCUACUUUGAGGGCUGGCCGUACGGCGAAGGCAAGGGACCGGAGAAGCAGUUAAACCCCAAGAAGAAAGUGUGGGAGAGCGUACAACCGGGCUUCUUCACGAGCGAGGAGUUGGUGGUGGGGUUCGACGCAGGCAGGCCGGGCGUGGAGAUUGAAGGCGACAAGGAGAAGAAAGGCUGGCUGAUCGUGGAGGGGAAGGGCAAGUGUACGGUUCAGACGCUGAAGGGAGCCGUUGUGAGGUGA